AUGUCAGCCAAUGCGUCCAAUAUACGCAGGUUUUUUGUCGGUUUGGCGAUUCCCGAGGGCGGUGUGCACAUAGUAGGUGGUAACGAUGGUGAUGCAUUCAUAGCGUUUGCUACUGAUGAGGAUGCACGCAAAGCUAUGCUACUUGAUCGACAGACUAUUAACGGGGCGCCGGUUCGUCUUUUCCUUAGUAGCAAAACUGAGAUGCAAUCUGUUAUCGAAUCAGCUAGAAGUUCUGCUCUUUACACUGGGAUUGCUACCACUCCGUCUCUCCCGCCAGUUCCACAAAAAACCGAAGCCAUGCAGGCGAUGGACGUGACUGCACCUACAUUACCCAGUUCGUUUCCGUCUUAUCGUAAUGGAACUACAAGGGAUUCAUUUUCUGAAGGACGCUCAGAUCAGUUCUCUUACCCAGGCCAACAUUCAACUUCUCCCCCACCUGUUCAUCCGCUUGAUCCGCCAGUGUCUGAUUUGUAUGCAGCAUCCAACGUCGGACUCCCGCCGAGAAUUCCCGAAAGAUCGAUCGCACCAGAGUCAUUGCCUCUAAGUCGAGAUUAUGACUAUAAUCAUCAACCACACGCCCCUUUUGUGCGAUAUGACGAAGUUCAUGACCGCUUACCUGUAGUUCCAGAUUACCCACCACCGAGGGACCAUUCCGGGCCAAGCAACCCCCCACCGGACCAUUAUAGGUCAUAUUAUGACGAUCCUGUGUAUGACCGUCGCACAUCUGACAACCGACUUAGUGCUCCUUCAAAGGAUCCCUCUAUAGAGGAUCCACGGAGUGUUUAUGGCAAUACUCGCUAUGCUCGCAACGUACCUGAUCCGCGGCAUGAGUACGACAAACCACAGACACCUCCAAGGCCGCUUCCUGAUCAUGCCCUUCGUGAUGGCUUCCCUCGUGAACCUGAAAUCUCUCGCGCUGAACCUACUUACCCGCCAUAUCAGCCUCCAGACCGAAAUCGCCCCCCGCCGUCAUUUGAUCGUCAGCAACCACCUUUUGUGGAUCCCCGAGGGCUCACCGAGCGAGACUUUUCCGUCAGACCCCCAUGGUUAAACGAAGAUGCGACUCAUCACGGAUCCAAGCGUCCAUUUCAACCGCAGCCAGAAUUUGAUGAUUAUGGUGUUCACAAAAAACGCGUACCCCCUCCCCCACCAACCGCUAAAGUAGCUCAUGACACACCACCUAUGGAGACUGACUUUAUUGUUCGUCUUGCUGUGCCCGUGUCGGAGGUGGGUGUGAAGCCCGUAUUCGAUAUAUUGCGAGGUGUCCACAUUGUUCCAAAAUGGGGUAUUCGCAUAGAAGAAGACAGUUUACAAAGGCCGACCGGCUAUAUUUUCAUCAUGGUGACUGAUCGCGAAUCUCUUGAUCGUGCUUUAUCUUAUGAUGGGCGACCGUAUAAAGGUAAAAAUGUAAAGGUUAUCCAGUCUAACCUUGCUGAAUUCUAUCGGGUUACGGAUUCCAAUUUUCGCAGCAAGUGUCCACCGGAAAUCAUUAAAAAGCUCCCAUCUCCUGGAGAGAGGUUUACACCACCGUAUUAUGCCGAUGGUUGUCUGGAAGUUGCCGAACUACCACCGGACACCACGUGUCCGGAAGUUGUCCGGUUUCUUGGGGCUCCUGGACUCUCACCUGGUGAUGUAGUCAUUGCUACUUUCGCACCUUCUGAUAAGGCUGCACCCGCAAAUCCAAAGUCUGUCCGAGCGUUAGUUAUCCUCCCCUCUGCGAAGGACAUACAAAUAUUGCUGUCAGCGAAGCCUCGUCCCUUACGCCCCGAUGGAGCUUUUCCACCUGUUCGGCUUUCACCGAUUUCUCGACUGCAGUUUGAAGCCUUUUCCGUCCAUAAUGUGGAUAGUAAGUCAACUACUAAUAUACCCAAGACAGAAAAGCCAUCUGAUGCGUUGCCUGUGGAGUCCAAUAAGUCCACUGAGAGCGAACCGCUGACUUGCGCAUUUCUUUCAGGCCUUUCCCGUUACCUGAUAUACUCUGAAGUGCUUCGGCUUUUUCCAUCAGUACUUAUCCCCGGAGACGCCAUUCGCAUGGUUCCGCCAGAGCAAACUAGUGCCUACAUAGACUUCAUUAGUGAGAAUAACUGUCGCCGUGCCCUCACCGAUAUCACUGGAAAAGAUUCGAAAGCAAAGCUCGCACAUCCAAAUAUUCAUAUAGAAGCCAUUUCUAGGAGCGAAAUGGAAAGCCGGUUGGAGAACGUGCCGAAACAAGAAGAGCCGCACACGAAUGAACGCAGCGUUCGUCACCCG
Messenger RNA from Echinostoma caproni, 2250 nucleotides. The record is from the annotation of a GenBank genome assembly. NCBI's taxonomy places the organism in Eukaryota, Metazoa, Platyhelminthes, Trematoda, Plagiorchiida, Echinostomatidae.